Oryctolagus cuniculus (rabbit) is the source of this 1595-nucleotide messenger RNA. RefSeq names its product SBDS ribosome maturation factor (gene SBDS). Lineage: Eukaryota; Metazoa; Chordata; Mammalia; Lagomorpha; Leporidae. Gene Ontology annotation, biological process: cytosolic ribosome assembly; ribosome biogenesis. The record is from RefSeq and is a predicted model, not a curated record.
CUCACUUUUCCUCGCCCAGCUAACUCACCCACCACCUGACGCCUGCGCAGUAAGUCAGCUGGGCAGCUUGUGGCCGUCUCUGGGGCCGCGUUAGUCACAGCUACCUGGAUUCUGAGGUCGUUAGUGUGCCACGCGCCGCCGGGUCGUCACAGCGAGGCGCCGGGGGCCGCUGAGGCCGGGUGGCGCGGCUGUGCCCUGGGUCGCCAGCCCCGAGGCCUGUGAGCAGCCACAAUGUCGAUCUUCACCCCCACCAACCAGAUCCGCCUGACCAAUGUGGCCGUGGUACGGAUGAAGCGCGCCGGGAAGCGCUUCGAGAUCGCCUGCUACAAAAACAAGGUCGUCGGCUGGCGGAGUGGCGUGGAGAAAGACCUUGACGAAGUUCUGCAGACGCACUCAGUGUUUGUAAAUGUCUCCAAGGGUCAGGUUGCGAAGAAGGAUGAUCUCAUCAGCGCGUUCGGAACGGACGACCAAACUGAAAUCUGUAAACAGAUCUUGACUAAAGGAGAGCUUCAAGUGUCAGACAAGGAACGGCACACACAGCUGGAGCAGAUGUUUAGGGACAUUGCCACUAUUGUAGCAGACAAAUGUGUGAACCCUGAAACAAAGAGACCAUACACUGUUAUCCUUAUAGAGAGAGCCAUGAAAGACAUCCACUAUUCAGUCAAAACCAACAAGAGCACAAAACAGCAGGCUUUGGAAGUGAUAAAGCAGCUGAAGGAGAAGAUGAAGAUAGAGCGUGCCCACAUGAGACUGCGGUUCAGCCUCCCAGUGAAUGAGGGGAAGAAGCUGAAAGAAAAGCUCAAGCCGCUGAUCAAGGUUGUAGAGAGUGAAGACUACGGCCAGCAGUUGGAAAUGGUGUGUCUCAUUGACCCAGGCUGCUUCCGAGAAAUUGACGAGCUAAUAAAAAAGGAAACAAAAGGCAAAGGUUCUUUGGAAGUGCUCAGUUUGAAAGACGUGGAAGAAGGAGAUGAGAAGUUUGAAUGACAUCAGUCUCUUCAACCAUGAAACACUACUACAAAUGUUCUUGUUUCUAACAGCACUGUCUUAUUUCUAUGAUCUGCCAAAAACUUCUCCGACUAUAAGUAUUUGACAUUUUGCAUCCUGAUGUUAAAUGUAUACAUAAAAAGACUUUCCUAUCCAAGUAUAAUAAUAUGGAAAUGAUUUAGUUUUAAUUAUAAAUCAGGGUUUUGGCAAAAAUGAAAAACCCAAAAUACAAAGUCCAGAGUAGCAUUUCAUUGCUAGACUGGCAGUGAUGUAUAAUUUCUUUAAAACUUUCCAAAUGAAAGAUUUCUUGAGACAAUACUUGUGGAUAAAAUGUUAAAUUUUGUAAAUUAUAGUUAGAUUUUUUUGGGGGAAUGUGUCCUAUAACAGAAUUUGCUAAAAAAAAAAAAAAAGAAACCAUAUAAUGUCUUAUUUCUCUGUAAUGAAAUGUGUGUAUAGGGGAAACUAUAUCGUGGCCUAACAUAAAGCUUGGAUGGUGGCUUCCUGAUUAUAUGAAGAUAGAUAUAUAAUGAAUGCAGAAUUUAGAUAGUUUUCAUUGAAUGUGCUGCCAUAACUUGGGUUUACUCUUGGUAAUAAAUAAAUUAAAAGAUAAA